Messenger RNA from Cuscuta campestris, 870 nucleotides. Lineage: Eukaryota; Viridiplantae; Streptophyta; Magnoliopsida; Solanales; Convolvulaceae. The record is from the annotation of a GenBank genome assembly.
CAGUCAAUCCAAAAGUGGACGUCGUAGGAAGAGUCGUUGUUGGCGUCGGGUUGGGUUGACGUCUCCGAGCAUCCUAUCGUUGGUAAAAAUGAUAUGUUUUCUAAUAUAUCUGUGUUCUUAUUUAUAUAUUUGGGUUACAUAUUUGUGUUAAAAAAUUUCGUUCAAUUAUAUACUUUUUAAAGGUUCGGAGCAAAUGAAGGAUGCAACGUGGGAUUAUAUCGAUGAGAAGUUCUUUGCGGCGAUGAACAAAGAUGCCUCGUACUGUACUCUGGACCAACUCACUUCGAAAUGGGGCCACAUCGACCGUAAAGUCCAAAAGUUUAUCGGAAUUUACGAGGAAUGGUCUCGGUCCCGGAAGAGUGGGACGAAUGACGCCGAUGUUCUCCGGCUUGCCAUGGCCUGGUAUCAAGACGACGGGCACCAAGGCAAGGUGCCCAUCGAUCAUUGGAGAAUUUUAAGCCGUUCACCGAAAUGGCAACAACUCAACAAUCCCGAGGCCGGAUCCUCAAAGAAAAGAGCCUCCGUCGAGGCCGAGGUUGAGGUCGAUGACACUGUCGGUUCGUCCGAACAAAUGCAUCCCUUCAACGUAAACGAUUCUGAUUACAAGGACCCCAUUCCACGGCCGAUCGAAAGAAGACAAAAUCUAUUGCCCCGGGUUCUUGAGGGUCCGGCUCUGUUUGUUCUCAUGUCGAUAUCGGCCGGGUAAUGGUUGAACAACUUUGGGUGUUCAAUAUUAGAGAAGAAGAGAGGGAGAGAAGAAAGCAAAAGAAGAAAGAUAUCAAAAUAUUAAAUGUUCUUUUUUAUUGAAUGUAAUUUUUAUGAAUUAUUGUCAUUUUAAUUUUUUUAAUUUAAUGAAUGUAACUUUUUUAU